Messenger RNA from Oncorhynchus keta (chum salmon), 5693 nucleotides. RefSeq names its product thyrotropin-releasing hormone receptor-like. The transcript is spliced from 2 exons. Gene Ontology annotation, cellular component: membrane. Gene Ontology annotation, biological process: phospholipase C-activating G protein-coupled receptor signaling pathway. Gene Ontology annotation, molecular function: thyrotropin-releasing hormone receptor activity. The record is from RefSeq and is a predicted model, not a curated record. Bases 338 to 1558 code for a protein of 406 amino acids. Lineage: Eukaryota; Metazoa; Chordata; Actinopteri; Salmoniformes; Salmonidae.
CAUGUCACACCUCUACUUUACCUCUGCUUAUACUGUCAGUUUGCCUAACUUCGUACCUAAAGAGGACUAAAACAUGGGUAAACAACACCAACAUCCAAACCUGGUCUUCGUAUUAAUCGAAUAUAUUUUGCUUGAUUUUAUAUGAUAUAUCGCUUUCAUAACCUCAUGAAAUGAUUUACAUUUUAUUUUGGAUAAGUAAUACAAAAAACGUUAUUGAAUAAUGACUUCGUUUUGGAAGUAAUAGAUUUUUUUUAAUGGAGCUCUCGAGGCUAUUUUAAAUGUAAAGUCUAUGUCUGAAAUGAAUUACUCCUCCAAGUGAAGUGUACAGAACUAAACCAUGGAAAAUGUUACUUCAAAUCCAGAUAACCAGACGCUUGGUCCAUGGACUGAUUAUAGCAUGGAAUACAAAGUGGUCAGCAUAUUUUUUGUCAUCCUCAUCUGUGGGAUAGGAAUAGUUGGAAACGUUAUGGUGAUACUAGUUGUUCUUACAACCAAACACAUGCGGACACCCACCAACUGUUACCUGGUGAGUUUGGCAGUGGCCGACCUGAUGGUUCUGACUGCGGCUGGACUGCCGAAUAUUACAGAGAGCUUGUAUGGAGGAGGCUGGGUGUACGGAUACGUCGGGUGCCUUAGCAUAACUUAUUUCCAGUACUUGGGCAUCAACGCGUCUUCAUGCUCCAUCUCCGCUUUCACCAUUGAGCGGUACAUAGCCAUCUGCCACCCCAUAAAAGCGCAGUUUAUGUGCACUCUGUCAAGAGCAAAGAAAAUCAUAGUGGUCGUUUGGGCUUUUACCUCGCUCUACUGCGCCUUGUGGUUUUAUCUGUCUGACACGAAAGAGUUGAUUUACGACAAUAUUACCUUGGUCUCGUGCGAAUACAAAGUGUCCAGAAAUCUUUACCUGCCAAUCUACUUCACUGACUUUGCCGUGUUCUAUGUGGUGCCUCUCAUGCUAGCCACUGUUCUGUAUGGAUUUAUCGCUAGAAUUCUUUUCCUCAACCCAUUGCCGGCAGACCCCAAGGAUAAUACAAAAAAGUGGAAAAAAGAAUCAUGCCAAGGAAAUAGGAUGAUGAGCACCAACAAUUCAUCCUGUAGCACAACUGCCCGCUCUCGCAGGCAGGUGACUAAGAUGUUAGCUGUGGUGGUGGUACUCUUCGCCCUCCUCUGGAUGCCCUACCGGACGCUGGUGGUGGUAAACUCCUUCCUGGACAAGGCUUACCUGGACCACUGGUUCCUACUCUUCUGCCGCAUCUGCGUCUACCUGAACAGUGCCGUCAACCCGGUCAUCUACAACGCCAUGUCUCAGAAGUUCCGCACCUCCUUCAAGAAGUUGUGUCACUGCGGUCCGCAGCGAUUGGAGAAGCCGGCGUCUUACAGCGCGGCCCUGACCUACAGCGUCAUCAAGGACACAACCAAUGGAGAGAGCCCUGACCACUUUACUACCGAGAUGGACGAGUUGGCCACGCCCACACCCAGUGACCAGUUCCUGCCCAGCACCAAGAGGAUGUCAUUCGAGGACCCCUCUCUGUCAUGCAGGGUUGCCCUUAGCACUCCCUGACAGAAAAAGUAAAUCCAUUCAGGCUCUAGUUUGUGAAUUCUAUUCUAUAAUUCAUUUUCUGCAGAGGAAUUGCUCUAAAUUUUCAGCAGUACAACGGCAAACAUUAAAUACCAAAAAUGUGUUGUUAAUAGAGGAAGGAAUGCUUAAUUUCUUUAUCUAGCAUGGUGAAAAUAUAUUCUCCCCUCUCUGUAGCCAUCUUAGCACAAAGCACCCAAUUUUAGGCAUUGUUUAAAUCAGUCCUAAACAUUGUGUGACACACAGAUUUCAAUUUGCCAGGUAAUACUGCUUUCACUGCUUUCACAUACUGAGCGACAGUUUCCAUCUCUGUAGAGUGGAAAAAAGGGAAAGAUAUUAUCCCUCUUUUUUAUCUGGAGAAGUCUAGGCCAGGUACUCAGUGUGUGUGUGUGUGUGUGUGUGUGUGUGUGUGUGUGUGUGUGUGUGUGUGUGUGUGUGUGUGUGUGUGUGUGUGUGUGUGUGUGUGUGUGUGUGUGUGUGUGUGUGUGUGUGUGUGUGUGUUUUUAAAAGCUCACUCUACAGGAGGUGUCAAACUGUCUGGCCAUAGUUGUUUGAACCAUCCUGCUACUUUGCAUGUUUGAAAACAGCAUAGAGAGAAUGUGAUCACUGACCACAUUUCAAAGGCAAAAUUCAAAGGAGGCAGAGUAUUAAAACCAUCUCUGCUCGAGGAGUGUAAAUAUCACACAUUGCUUUGAAACCCGCCUGUCAGGGAAAUAGAGAUGAGGUGGGAUGAAAUUUCUUUAAAGGUUACAGAUGAUGAAAAGGACUGAGAGCAAAGCAAUGACACUCCGGGUCUUUCAUCUGUUUGAUUGCUCAAUGUCAUUUGACUUUGUUGUAACCUUAUUGGUUACUAUAAAUCAGGCUCACCUGAUAUGGAAUGUUCUGCAGGGGCUAGUGUCAAAAAUGUAUAGUAACCUUAUUGGCUAAAAGGUUCACCUGAUAUAGAAAUUUCCACAGGGGCUAGUGUCAAAAAAAUGCAGCAUGGUUAAAUAUCCUGCUGUACCCAUAAUGGACUACUGUGGUGUGAAUUCAAUCAAAAAGAGUUGAAAGGCACAGAGUCCAUAAUGAGAAAGUUAUUUGAUGACUCAGACACCUGGGUGGUUGAUUGGUUGUCUCUAGGUCAGGGGCCUGACAUGACCAGACCAAACAUUAUGUUGACAUCUGCAAAACAGAGACUGAUGGUAGCAUUUCCCCUUAAUGGAUCCCCCCAAGCACAUCCCACAGAGCAGCUAUUCCCAAACUGGGGUACGCGCAAUGCUGUCGGGGGUACGCCAAAUAAAAAGGGGAUUCACAUUAAAUAAAAUAGAUACAAAAUUCUUCACAUUUUCAAACAGUCCAUUUAUAUUUUACAACAGGGCUAUAUAUUUGGGUGAGGUUUUUUUCUCACCUGAGAAACCUCGUUUCACUGCCAAAAAUUAAAUUAAACCGUCUAGUGUUCAGCGAAAUAACAACACAAUGUCAAAAACAGGUAGCCUAGUCAAAUAAUGAACAUCCAAUCACAUUAACCGUUACUCUCUCGAAUUCCACUAACGGUCCGUAUGUAGCCAAACAUAGCUGCUGCUCAUUCCGUUUGUUCGAAAAUGGAUAAAUAGUUACAAAAAGUAAGGCCCACGUCCAUAGAGACGCAUACCAGCUCUACUGGUAGUACUGCUACUACCAGCAGUACUACACCUGCACCUGUCGACGACACAAGUUGUUUUGCUUCCAUGAGCACAUCCAAUGCUAGCAUCAGUAAUUCUACAUUUGUUGUUAGCCCAGCUAGCAUGGACACUGACAGUUGUGAAUCUGAUGCAGCCGAAGAGCUACUGCCCCCUUACCCGGGAAAGCACCGAACAACAGACAGGGACAUUGGACCAUAGAAGAGACGCAAAUAUGAUGAGAACUACACUUAUAUUGGGAGUAGUGCCUUUCCUCAGCCGCAGUGUGUUAUAUGUGCAAAAGUACUAUCUCACAACUCGAUGAAACCUUGCGCAGACAUUUAGAAACAAAACAUGGCAAUUUGAAAAAUAAGCCACAGGAGUUUUUUGAGCGAGAAUUAAGACGACUUUUGAGUAGUAAGACAUGUAUAAAAGCAACAGAUACCAUGAACAACAGAUAGUGUCUUAUAUGGUGAACUACCGAGUGGCUAGGACAGGCAAGCCACAUACUAUCGUGGAGGACUUAAUUCUACCUGCUGCCGUGGAUAUGGCUGGGACAAUCCUGGGGGAAUGGCCAAAAAAAUGACACCUUCAUCAAACAACACUGUUUCACAACGCAUCAGUUUUUACAACAUGCAGAAGUGCGCUGGUUAUGAAGGGGCAAAGUAUUGACUCGUGUUUUUGAAUUGAGAGACAAGCUUAAAGUUUUCUUUACUGACCAUGAUUUUCACUUGUCUGACCACUUGCAUGAUGACGAGUUUCUCACACGACUGGCCUAUCUGGCUCAUGUUUUUUUCUCUCGCCUGAAUGAUCUGAAUCUAGGAUUACAGGGACCUUCCGCAACUAUAUUCAAUGUGCGGGACAAAAUUGAGGCUAUGAUUAAGAAGUUGGAGCUCUUCUCUGUCUGCAUUAACAAGGACAACACACAAAUCUUUCCAUCAUUGUAUGAUUUUUUUGUGUGCAAAUGAACUCAAGCUUACGGACAACGUCAAAUGUGAUAUAGCGAAGCACCUGAGUGAGUUGGGUGCGCAAUUACGCAGGUACUUUCCCGAAACGGCUGUCACAAACAACUGGAUUCAUUAUCUCUUCCAUGCACUGCCUCCAUUCCACUAACCAAUAUCUGAACAAGAGAGCCUUAUCGAAAUUGCAACAAGCGGUUCUGUGAAAAUUGAAUUGAAUCAGAAGCCACUGACAGAUUUCUGGAUUGGGCUGCGCUCAGAGUAUCCUGCCUUGGCAAAUUGUGCUGUUAAGACACUGAUGCCCUUUGCAACCGCGUACCCAUGUGGAUUCUCGGCCCUCACUAGCAUGAAUAUUAAACACAGGCACAGACUGUGUGUGAAAAAUGAUUUAAGACAGACUCGAAUGCAACCCAACAUUGCAGAGUUAUGUGCGUCAUUUAAAGCACACCCUUCUCAUUAACCUGUGGUGAGUUAUUCAUUUUUUUCGAUGAACAAAUAAAGUUGUAUAUGUAAGAUGGCUAAAUAAAGAGUAAAAUGAUUGAUUAUUAUUAUAUUAUUAUUUGUGCCCUGGUCCUGUAAGUGCUCUUUGUCACUUCUCAUGAGCCGGGUUGUGACAAAAACUCACAUUCAUUCUUAUGUUUAAUAAAUGUAUCAUAUAGUAUGUGUAUGGCAGGCUUUAAAUGAUUGCAAAAAACAACAUUUGAGAGUGCGCUGACCCUGGUGCUAGAGGGGGUACACAUCUGGAGGUUGAACGUUUGAAGGGGUACGGGAAUAUAAAAUGUUUGCGAACCACUGCUACAGAGCAAAGGCGAGAUUAGAGGAUUCAUCAAUGCCAAAGUGUCCUACUUUGGAGAUUUGUGGGAGGCUGGUGUGUCAUGGUACAGCCAUAUAGCAUGGGCACAGUGUCAAAAAACAGAAAGAUCAAGCAUAAAAGGAACGAGCAUUGAUUGAAUUUAGAAUUCAAAUCAAGAAAAAAUAGCUGUUUAUUUUAUACUGAUGAAACGCCCUCUCUGUCCCUUUUGGGAUGCUGUAAAAAUGCUUUUGCCCCAUUUAAAUUGUCUGCCAGUAGAGCUAUUGCGUAAUAACGUUGUUUGUUUGGUUCAGUUGUAAUUGUUUGUUCCAAUCAAUGUACAAUAUUUUUGCUAUGGAGCGAUCAAUGUGGAGCUACGCUGUUCUUCUUUGGUAACACUACAACUGCAGUAUGUUUCAGAGAAGGUAUGUGCACUGUCAUCUACUGUGUCUUCUGCACAGUUUCCACCAUAAAAGGGAGUGGUGCCUGGUAGCGAGUUUGCAGCAUGGACACUGUAAAACAAAUGAUGUUGUGGUGUGAUUUCAAAAAGAAAGAAAUCUAUGUACAGUAUACAGUUUCUCUUCACUCAGCAAUGUUGUGCAACCUGGUCUCUCCUGCUGGCAGUUCUCUGCAUUGUAAAAACUGCUCUUGUUGUUUGGAUGGUUUGUGUUUUGUAUUUUGCAUUGUUAUUUGUCUAUAAGAAAAUAAAUGGAUCACUGAUCAUGUAGCCUGUC